AUGAAUGGCAAAGAACCUCCUGUUUUUAAACCAUAAAUGACUGGAUUCGCGAAUUUCAAGCAGCGUAAGCUUAUGAGCGGUUAAUUCUCAGACAGAUUAAGGGAUUUUUAAAAUCUAGCUCCAUCAUAGUAGAAGUUGAUAACCCACAAUGAUUCAAAAUCAACAUUUGGCCAAAUAAAAUCAAAUAAAAAGGAGUUAAAAUAAGCAAAAAAUGAUAACACUACGCUGCCAUCACUCCUAAAUCAAACAUAUAAAACUGAGGACUUAAAGUUAGGAUUGAAUAAAACAUAGGUUGCUGAAUAAUACAAAAUAAAGCUAAGAAGACUGUCUAUGAAUUCAUAGUAGCUCUUGUAGCAUCAGCAAUAAGCUAAACAGAUUCCAAGCAACAGAUAUUAGCCAUAAUCUGUGCAAUCAUCAUAGCAAAGACAGAGAAAAAUAGCUUUGUAAUUAGAUGAAAAUUAAAUAUAAGAUUGGUACUAGACUUAUAAAGUCGACAAAACAAGAGGAAAUUAACAUAAUUAAAUUGACAUAUAGACAUCAACUCACUCUUAGGAUCCAUACAGAGGUUAGGUAGCAUCAUAAACUUAGAGAUUUGAUUCUCCAAGAAAAAGCAUAAAGAAUUAGGAAAGCACCUAAAUGAUGAAUCAAAGCUUCUUGCAGUAAAGCAUCAAUACAUUUAGAAGUCAAUCUAAUAACAGUCCUAUAAGAUCUAAGUAAGCAAUCAGUACUAACCCUAAACACUACGACUAUAAAGAUUUGAUUAAUAAUAAAGUAAAUGCUUUGACAAUCCAGUGCUACUCUCAAAUAAGACUUAAAGACCAAGAGGUAAUGAGUAGCUUCUUUAAAUGCUCGCCAAGAAAUGAGUUCAAAAAGUAAAUACACAUUGAAAAUCAAGGCAAUGCUUAGCAUGAACUUGAUCUUCAUAAUGAAUCAUUCAUAAUGAAAGAUACCUUUUCGCAGUAAAGCCUCAUGAAACCCUAAUAAUCCUAGUCUCCAAGAAUCAAGUCUGUCCAGAACUUUCCUAUUUAACUCAAUUCAUAAAAUUUCAAUAGCUACGGAGGACCUGCAGCUGCUAACCUUAAAUCAUAGUUGAAUCAAAUUAAAAGAAAAACUGCGGGUAUGUUUCAUGAUAGUUUAAAGGUAAUUAAAAAUCCUGGUGAAAAGUGGCUUAAUGAUAGAGAUUUGAUGCUUAGAAGCAAUCCACACAUGGAAUAACUGCUAAAGCGAAGAGAAGAAUUCGAACUGAAGAGAAUUAAUAUCAAGAAAAAACAAAAAUUGCUGUAAGCAUCGACUAUGGAAUCUGACAUCAGAUUGGCAGAGAGGAAUAUAUAUAAAUAGUUUAUCAAAUAUUGA
This is a messenger RNA of Stylonychia lemnae, 1353 nucleotides long. The record is from the annotation of a GenBank genome assembly. NCBI's taxonomy places the organism in Eukaryota, Ciliophora, Spirotrichea, Sporadotrichida, Oxytrichidae.